This is a messenger RNA of Trametes versicolor FP-101664 SS1, 927 nucleotides long. RefSeq names its product HET-domain-containing protein. The transcript has 2 exons. The record is from RefSeq and is a predicted model, not a curated record. NCBI's taxonomy places the organism in Eukaryota, Fungi, Basidiomycota, Agaricomycetes, Polyporales, Polyporaceae. The annotation marks the transcript as partial.
CGGCUGGUCUCAACAGAAAGCCAACGCGGCCAGUACCUCACGCUCAGCUACGUUUGGGGCGGCGAUCAGGUUCACAAAACCACCACAGGCAACGUAUCCGCAUACGAACGCAGUAUAGACAUUUCCCUUCUCCCUGCCACCAUCCGCGACGCGAUCCAUGUCACACACGCGCUCGGCUUCUCGUCCCUGUGGGUCGACAGCCUUUGCAUUAUUCAGGACUCGGACGAGGACAAGCGACGCGAGAUCGGGCGUAUGCACCACAUCUACCGCUACGCGCAUUUGACCAUCAUCGCGGCGAGCGCAAACAAGGUCACAGAGAGCUUCCUCAACGAUCGGCCACCCCCACCAUGCUUCAAGUACCUCAUGGCCCCGCGUGCCCUCAUCUUCACUGCCAGGACGCUCCAGUACCGGUGCCUCACCGCGACGCACCAUGUCGGCGACUCGCUCUGCGAUACGUACGACAAGCGGCGGCUGCCUGAUACCCUCUUCAUGCGCGACCCGCCCCCAGCGCAACCAGGCUCCGAGGAAUGGGCGAGCGUAUAUACGGCAUGGUUAGGUGUCGUCUGGGACUACAGCCAUCGGGCGGCGAGCGUCGCGGCGGACAAACUGGUCGCGUGUGCCGCGAUUGCGGAGCAUUUCCAUCGGUGCUUGGACUCUGACUACCUUGCGGGACUCUGGCGCGCCACGCUCCUCGCUGACCUGCUGUGGAGCAGACGGUGGGACGAAUACGGACACUACCCAGCGGCGUAUCGCGCGCCAUCGUGGUCGUGGGCGGCCCUCGAGGGGGAGGUAUUCUGGAGUGGGCAGUGGUCGCAGGCGUUCUGGGCAGACAACGCUCUCGCGAAGGUCGUGCGGUGCGCAGUCACUCUGGAAGACGAUGGGCUUCCGUUCGGACGGGUGACUGGCGGGAGCCUUGUCCUGUCCGGG